CAUCGGGUCACGAGCAAAUAGCUAGCGCAUGCUACGUGCAAUAUGGGCAAAUUGGCACUAGGCUAAGGAAUGCGGCUGAGUUUGAUUCCUGAUCUGUGAGGACCACGUUUCUUCAUUUGUUUAUUACCAACUAUGGCGCCGUAAAAUGAAAUUCGACUUUGCAGUCAUCCAGCUAUAGUUUAGUAUUUUAGAGGAAUUCAGUUAUUAUACUAUAGAUCUAACUUUAAGGUGGAGUUAUUUGAAACAUUCUGCCACGAGUCGAGACUUGUCUGAGGCUGAGCUGAGUGAGUGACUGUGAUAAGUGUGAGCUUCACUUUUUGUGUUGUUUUUCGAAUAUUUGGAAAUCGACAUUGAUUAGUAAAAGCUGCAGAUUACACUUCACAGGUACAUCUAAAUAUCACAAAAUUUGACAAAGAUAUUCUGGAUCUUAAUCCAAGCAUUGGAUUGAUGUAAAGCUGAGCCUUUGAUCGGCAGUUCCUGACAGCAAGAAUCUCAAGCUGACAGUCACCACGACGGCGCAUUGUAGCACAACGCUUUACCAGAAGUGGCCACCGGUCACUGUACCUACCUGUGAGUGGAAGACGGGAGGUGCUUCACCAAGAGCAACUCAUUCCUGUAGCCUCAUACCUACAGGCUGAAUAAAUCUUCAAGAAGAUGGGCAACGCAGCAGCGAAGAAGGACGGUAAGGAUGGCUCGUCUCUGUCUCCUACCAAGGAAUCUUCAUCCUUUGAUUUCAAGACAGGCAAGAUACCCAUCAUCCAGCAGCAAUCUCUGGAUGACAGUAUGGAUAUGCCUUCAGGUAGAUUCAGGGAAUUGAUGCGUGAUGAUGGUCCUGACGGCCGGCCUCGCACAGCAACCCUGCUAGAGCAGCCUUACGUGGAUCCCAAUGCGCUGCCUGUGGUGUUUCGUUGGGAAGGAGGAGGCAAGUCCGUGGCUGUUGCUGGAUCAUUCAACAACUGGAACACCAAGAUUCCUAUGAUCAAGAGUCAUGGUGACUUCACAGCUAUUGUUAAUCUUCCUGAGGGUCAGCAUGAAUACAAGUUCUUUGUAGACGGUCAAUGGAUCCACAACCCACGCCAGAUGCGAACCUCACCCGAGUCCGAAGAACCUCUACAGAGCAACACAUUUGGUACAGUCAACAAUUUCAUCAAUGUCUCCAAGUCUGACUUUGAGGUAUUUGAGGCUCUUGCCAUAGAUUCAUCGAGGGAAAAGGGAGUGGAUAUGUCAGGGUCCCCUCCGGGUGACUACAACCAGGAGAUCCCCAGUCAAGAACUACAGCAACGUACCACCGGUCCUCCUAUCCUACCCCCUCAGCUCCUACAAGUCAUACUUAACAAGGACAUUGGACCCCAGUAUGAGCCAGCGCUAUUGCCCGAACCAAACCAUGUUAUGUUGAAUCACCUGUAUGCCUUGUCAAUAAAAGAUGGAGUAAUGGUGCUUAGUGCGACACAUCGCUAUCGAAAGAAAUAUGUGACAUCUCUUUUGUACAAGCCAAUAAACUAGCUCUAAUACUUACUAUAUUGUGUAUUAUAAAAUGAAUAUAAAUAAAUAUAUAUAUAUAUCAGUGUGGAUUUCUUGUGUACUGUAUUUAGAAAGACUUUAAAUGAGACGAAAUCUCUCGUGGCGCAAAUCUUCCAUGCAAACAGAGUUUAUCUUUGACAAAAUUGUAUCGUAAAAGUAUUGUUUGUUGUUAAACUGUCUUGAAAAGAUAGUUAUUGUGUGACUGUUGUUACUUAAUUGAAAUGUGUUCUAACCUAAGUACAUAUAUAUCCCCCCCCCCAGUCUAAAAACUUGCUGAGUUCCCUAUUGGGCAUUUUCAGCCCCAUUUUCGCUUCAUAUUGCUUUAGGUAUUUAAAUAACAUGAAUUAAAGGCAUUAUGUGCAAGUAUUGCAAAUAGAAAUAUUUCCGGGAGUGCAUUUCAUCAAAGGACUGAUGUCAUGUAUGACAUAGUCUGUUUCAUUGGAUAGUUACCAUAGUAAUGAUCAAACACCAAUGGUUCUCGGCCAAUCAAAAUCAAGGAAAGUUGUCAGAUCUAACAACUCAUCAUGCCAGAUGAAGAAUGAGCUGAGAUUGACAAAUCAACUUCAACUAUUUGGAAGUCCACCAGUGUCACAACUUUUCAACCCUUUUUUUUUUAAAGGAAGAGCUAACUGAAAUGUCAAAAGAUAAAUGUUUGACUAAUCAUUAUAUUCAGAAAACAUUAGCAAACAUGCCUUUUAUAUGUUGAUGUUCCUGGCUUUCCAUAGUUGUUGAUCGGAUCAAAUUGCAACUCUUUGUAAGUCAGGGCUCUGAUAAAAAAAAAUUCAAAAAUUGUUUGUAGAUCCUUGUAGAAAGCUCAAUGGAAUCCUGAUUGGUCAACCACUUGUGUAGGAUAUUUUCAAUGGUUCAAUAUGAAUGUAAGAAUGUUCUUAUGUGAUUAUCCCCCCGUGAGGUAUGAUCCAUCAUGUUAGAUAAAUCCUUGAAUGUUGUUCUGAAACUGCAUUACAAUAUUGGUGUUGUUUAUCUUUAUUUUGGAAAAGUCUACAGUGAAUGGUUAUAAUCCUUGUUUGUGGAUACCCCUUGCUUUAUUCAUAAUCUUUCCUGGUCAUUAUAAGAAAACUUAAUCUUCUGUGAUUGUUAUUUGUGGUGUUUCGAGCAUACUAUAGUGAUGCGCCUGUGUAGCCAAACCACUUUCAAGCCUACUGCGAAGAGAUAUUAGCAUAAGCUGCAAACCUUUUCUGAAAUACUGUACUUUGAGUAUAAAUGUAUUAUUAUUCUUUGAUAGCUAAAGGAAUGUGAGGCCAUUUUUUUUUCCUGGUCAAACAUAGUCCACUUUGGGUGACAGUGACAUGUAUGUUCAAAUCUUAACUAUUGGUAGUAGUUACUGGAUUUAAUAUUAUGUGUCACUGAUUUGACAAUUUUUUUCAAUUUCCUAUCAAAAUCAGGGACCAUUCAGACCCUGUUGCCAUUGUGUGAAUUGAUUGAGCAAACAGCUUCUUCUUUUUUUCAAGCUAUUUGAAAAUAUUACUGGCAUUUGGAAUGUUGAAGGUGAUAGCACAAAUGUCUAUGCACUGCACAAGGAGCACUUUAUGCUGAAUAUAGACAUGCAAUACCACUCGUGCACUGCUAGACGCUCGUAAUACCUCUACGAUUUCAUCAGAUUGAAAGGUUUGGCCUGCCCAGGAACUAUUCUUAUCCCAACUUAUCGAUUGUCAUGCUUUCAGAGAUAUACCUCACUUUAUUGAACUAGUGAUUAGCAUCUGAUGAUGAGAAAAGAAAAGCAUGGCAAUUGAGAUUGUCUGGUUAGAAAAUAUCACUUUCUUUAUGUUAUAGAUAUCUGUUUGAUACAUGCUUUCCCAAGGUGAUGGCAAAACCUACCUGUUAUGAAUGCAUUACCAGCUGAAGUAAAUAAGCACAAACAUUUGGUGAAGGGUUAGGUGAUAUGAGGCGAAGCAGGAAAAAUCUUCUUGAGUUAUAUACACCAAGGAUAUGACUGCCUGGUUUCAUUUCACAUUCUUCUUUGUUGUAGGUCGUGCAGGCCAGUAGAGCUUUUCAAGAUGGAAAGAUAGAAAUGCCAGCUGCAUCUUUGUAAUGUAAAUAACUUGCAUGGCAUUGGGUGAAGAAUUGUAGUGGGCCCAAUAUGAAAUCAUAUGCAAAGAUGAAAUUGCUUUGUCUGUAAGUAAGUUUUCUUUAGAGAUGUAGGAUUGCUUGCAUUUGUCAAGGAAUUUUUGGGGCAAUUUGAUUUUGGUUUCCGCAUCAUCUUGUAAAGAAUGUUUGCAGACAUUAUUCAGUACUACAUUACAUAUAGAUACCAGACCAAAUUCUGUUGUGUUCCUGAUUGAAUGGUAGAACUUGUGAAGAGUUCUUACAAUCCUAUUUUAUUGUUCUUAUUUAGAGGAAUUUCACAUUGGGUAUCCACUAUUCAAUCAUGUAAGAUUUGUUGAAAUAUGGGCCCGUAUUCUGAAGUCAGGUUUACUUCAAAACUCUGGUCGAAAUUUGUGGUUUAACUAUGGAUAGCCAAUUGUGACAUAAAUAUCUGAUAGUAGAGACAAUGAAUCGGCUCAUUUGACACUCAAAUCAUACUUAAGUGCAUGGUAAGAAUAAGAUAGCUGUUUUACCAAUAAAGAAUUAUGAAAGAGCAGUGAACUUAGUGCAUACAAUGUAAACAACAUUUUGAAAUGUUUGGCUUCUCAUCAUUUUGGCAGACUUCGACAAUGGUCUAAGUUACUAGUAAACCCGACUUCAGUAUACGGACCAUAAUCUUUAAUACUUACUAAAUUAAGAAAGAAAGGAACAAAAGGGCUCAAAGUUGCAUUUAUCUCUUAAAAAGCUUUGACAUGUAUUUCAACUGGCUUUCACCUAUUUAAGUAUCCUAUACUCUGGGAUGAUACAAUUGAUUUUUUGUUACUUUUUUUUUUCUCGUUGUGCCAAGUUCACUGGCUGUUUAUUUUUUUCUUGUGUGAAUAGACAGCAUGCUGAAUGGAGAUUCAGGAUUAGACUUCACAUACCUUUAGAAAUAACAUGUAUCUGUAGCUUAGGAAAAACUUUACUUUGGAUUUAUUUUCCUUUCAUUAUUAAUGACAGUAUAAAUUUCUUUUAGUGCAAUCAUUUUUUUAACAGUGCAUUAUGUUGUGUCUUAGACUAUAAAUCAAUAAAAAAAAUAAUUCCAAUGCACAAAAAAUAAGAUUUUCAAGAAUUAUAGUAAUUUCUUAAUAUAAUUUAAAGGUCAAUUUAGCGGAGGGCAGGAAAGGCGAAAAAAGGUUUAGUUUUCCACACACACUUUUUCAACCCUUGUAUAAAAGACACCAUGUCACAAAGAUAAAGAUAAUCAAAUACAUUUCUUUAGGUCAUAUUUCAUUUCUUCUAAAAAAUCGUAUUUUUGCAGCUCGUGGAUUUCACAUUGCAUGGAAUCCUGUAAUCAA
This is a messenger RNA of Lytechinus variegatus (green sea urchin), 4901 nucleotides long. RefSeq names its product 5'-AMP-activated protein kinase subunit beta-2-like. Gene Ontology annotation, molecular function: protein kinase binding. The transcript has 11 exons. The coding region runs from base 655 to 1503 and encodes 282 amino acids. Gene Ontology annotation, cellular component: nucleus; cytoplasm; nucleotide-activated protein kinase complex. Lineage: Eukaryota; Metazoa; Echinodermata; Echinoidea; Temnopleuroida; Toxopneustidae. The record is from RefSeq and is a predicted model, not a curated record. Gene Ontology annotation, biological process: signal transduction.